CGUGGAUACCUUUCGAACUUCAUUGCUGAAGCUCGGUGGAGUGCGCCGUUCCGCGUGCGUCUUACCCUGUAUAAGAUUUACAUUUUUAUGACAAAUGUUUUAUGCGCUUUUGUGUAGAACACUCGCUCAUCGGAUCGAGUAAUUGCGAGUAUGAGACUACAUUACCGGUUCUCUGCUAUCACCUGCGCGAAAGUGACUCCUCAAGAAUUCCUUUCGCACGACUAGCUUUGUCGUGCUGAAAUUCCAAUUCUAAGUUCCGUUUACUUCCAGAUUUCAGGCAGCACAAUGGUGGAAGGCGCAGCGUUCAGUAUUGCCAGAAAUAUCACCAAUGGCAUCAUUCUACAAGUAUGCGAUCUCCAAAAGUUGGAUAAGAAAAAGGAAAAGAAGAUUGAAAAGAAAGAAAAAGGUUAUCGGAAAAAUGAACCGUCAUUCUUCACAAUGUUUGCUUCAGAAUUCCUGGGUACAGCCUUACUGCUCUUCCUCGGUUGUAUGGGGUGCAUCACACAAGUAGACAACCCUGCGCCUACCCAUCAUAUGUCUGCCCUAGCUUUCGGUUUUGUUAUUUUACUUAUUAUACAGACGUUCGGCCACAUUUCUGGUGCCCAUCUGAAUCCUGCAGUAACUAUAGCGGCUGUGAUACACAAAAUUAUGAACUUCCAAACGGCGAUUGCAUAUAUCGCUGGACAAUUCCUAGGAGCCACUCUUGGAUUUGCAUUGCUGAAGGCGUUAGCUCCUGCCGAGUAUGUCGGAGAUGGUUUCUGUAUGACGUUGCCUCACGAAAAGAUAACCACCUUACAAGCGAUGGCCAUCGAACUGGUGAUAACCACGACAUUGAUCAUCGUCGUGUGCGCUGUGUGGGACAAAAGGAACGCCCACAAUACAGACUCAACACCCAUAAGAUUCGCAUUGGUCGUCGUGGGAAUAUCCAUGGCAGCGGGUCCACUAACGGGUGCUAGCAUGAACACGGCAAGAACAUUCGGGCCAGCCUUGAUCUAUGGCAAUUUUAAGGAUCAGUGGAUUUACUGGAUAGCCCCCAAUAUGGGAGCCAUCUUAGGCUGUGGAAUCUAUAAGUACCUGUUUGCUCUUAUCGAAAAAGAAGAAGAGACAGAUUCUGAAGAAGUACAAGUUCAUUUGGAGGAAGUGAAACAAGAAAAAUGCUAAUCGGAAAUAAAUCACUGUCAAUAGUCUGAACUAUUUAUUAUUGUACAUAGUGCGAAUAUUUAUUUUUUAUAAAGAUAACUUUUUUAUAUAAAUAUUUGUAGAUUUA
Molecule: messenger RNA, 1267 nt
Organism: Acanthoscelides obtectus
Lineage: Eukaryota; Metazoa; Arthropoda; Insecta; Coleoptera; Chrysomelidae
Source: the annotation of a GenBank genome assembly